Molecule: messenger RNA, 720 nt
Organism: Oikopleura dioica
Lineage: Eukaryota; Metazoa; Chordata; Appendicularia; Copelata; Oikopleuridae
Source: the annotation of a GenBank genome assembly
AUGAAGAAGAAAUCGCGAUCAUCAAUUCGAGCCCUGCUCACAUGGAAACGCGCUGCGAAAGACAUUCCAGAAGAUAGGGCGCACUUCUGCGGCGGUUCGAUAAUCGGCAAACGGUGGAUUGUUACGGCGGCGCACUGUAUCACGGACACGUCGCUUUUCAAUUUCAACUUCCAGAAAUUCCGCAACAACAAAGCGGCUUAUUUGAGGAAUUAUGUGGAGAAAAUUUUUGUGCGUGUUGGAACACAUCUCGGGUAUGGCCAGCAGAAUCCGUAUUCGUCCGUUUUUGAUGGAACGAAAAAUGUGAAUAUCUCGGACGUGGUGGUCAAGGCCGAAUUCUGCGGCUGGAAGAGCUCCGGAAACAUAAAGCGCUGUAUGGAACGAUCGCGAGCUGACGAUAUUGCGCCUGGGCUCGGCGACCUGUGCUGGACGGAAAAGGGAAUGGUUUGCGCGGGCAUGGGCGCUCAGGAUACCUGUAGUGGCGAUUCUGGCGGCCCACUGAGCUGCUCUGCUUUUAUUUCCGAAAAUUCAACUACACGCACUUGGUUCCUCCGCGGAGUCACCAGCUUUGGCGACGCGCAUUGUGGCUCGGGAAAUCCAGUUAAGCUGCCUAUGCUGAUGUUGACGAGUACACCGAAUGGAUUACCGAGCAGAUUUACAGAGUGGAAAAUGAAAAAAUGGAAUCAGAUCCGAAUUACUGAAGAAUCUUUUUAUGUCCUCUGA